AUGGCGAACAAAGAGAUCACGACUAAGAACGUGGUCGAAGUCGACGGCGAAGUGGCUGCCAAAAGCGUCGACCACAGCGAUGCUGAUUCGACGACACCUGUAGUUGUGAAACCGAAGCAAACAUGGAGAUCGUACUUCUGGGACACGUUUGAUAAAUCACCAGAGGAGAGGAGAUUCUUGUUCAAGCUAGACGCGGUGAUCUUAACAUUCGCUUCUUUGGGUUACUUCAUCAAAAAUCUCGACCAGAUAAACGUCAACAGCGCCUUCGUAUCUGGCAUGAAAGAGGAUCUUGGGCUUUACGGUAACCAGCUCAACUACAUGACUGCAUGCUGGACGGUUGGCUAUGUCAUUGGCGAAGUCCCAAGCAAUAUUUUGCUCACCAAAAUUCGACCCUCUAUUUGGAUACCGGCAUGUGAGGUUGUGUGGUCAGUUUUGACCAUCUUAAUCUCAAAGUGCCAGACGGCAACGCAGAUAUACGUCCUCCGAUUCUUUAUAGGGCUCGCCGAGAGCGCUUUCUAUCCCGGCAUGCAAUAUGUCAUUGGAUCUUGGUGUUGUAUCUUUCAUGCAAGCGGUACGAUAGGAACGAUGUUUUCCGGCUACUUGAUGGCUGCAGUCUAUAAUCUGAACGGCGUGGAUGGAUUUAAGGGUUGGCAGUGGCUUUUUAUCAUAAAUACCACGAUAUCCUUACCGAUCGCCAUCGCAGGCUUCUUCUUCUUUCCGGAUGUGCCCGAAAUCACUCGAGCGUGGUGGUUAAACAAGGGCGAGAUAGUGCUAGCAAAGAAACGCAUGGAAUUAGAAGGUCGAGCUAACCGGGGACCAUACACCAAGGCCAAACUCAAGAAGAUCUUCUCCUCGUGGCACAUAUACGCACUGACGCUUUUAUACAUUUUCUUCAACAAUGGCACGGGCUAUGGUAGCCAGCCGGCCUUCGCGAUCUGGCUGAAACAGGAAGGGUACAGCGUUACCGCGAUAAACUCCUACCCGACUAUCUCAUCGGCCAUCGCUGUGAUCUUUACGUACAUAUACGCCUGGACUUCAGAUUCAUUAUUCAAAGGAGAAAGGUGGCCAGCAAUGGUGUUUUCAGGGGUUGUCAACAUCAUUACCAACACAAGUCUCGGGGUUUGGAAUAUCCCCGUUGGCUGGAAAUGGGCUUGUUACAUCAUAGGUACUAUUGGAGGAGGGAUCAGUGGGCUGACGUUCGCGUGGGCGCAUGAGAUCUGUAGUGACGACAAUGAAGAGCGCGCUCUAGUGGUGGGAACUAUGAACGAGAUGGCGUACGUCGUUCAGGCAUGGCUACCAUUGAUCAUUUGGCAGCAAGUUGAUGGGCCGCGAUAUCGCAAGGGUUUCAUCACGAUGGUGUUCAUAGCUGCUGGCCUUAUUGUGACUUCUCUCACGAUAAGAAUCCUUCAUCGCCGAGAGCGUGCUAAGAAAGCACGGUCAGUAAGCAUAGAAUAG
Messenger RNA from Annulohypoxylon truncatum, 1455 nucleotides. RefSeq names its product MFS general substrate transporter. Gene Ontology annotation, molecular function: transmembrane transporter activity. Gene Ontology annotation, cellular component: membrane. Lineage: Eukaryota; Fungi; Ascomycota; Sordariomycetes; Xylariales; Hypoxylaceae. The transcript has 3 exons. The record is from RefSeq and is a predicted model, not a curated record. Bases 1 to 1455 code for a protein of 484 amino acids. Gene Ontology annotation, biological process: transmembrane transport.